Messenger RNA from Rubroshorea leprosula, 565 nucleotides. NCBI's taxonomy places the organism in Eukaryota, Viridiplantae, Streptophyta, Magnoliopsida, Malvales, Dipterocarpaceae. The record is from the annotation of a GenBank genome assembly.
AACUGAAAGAUAAUUUCCCUGCUAUAAGAACUCCUUUAACUUUGCUUCUUCACCUCAGAGCCUUCUCCAUGGCAAUUCAGCAAAGUUCUGACCUUCGUGCUAAUCCUGUGGAUGAUGUUAUCAGGGCUCACUGCCUCAAACGAGCUCUCUAUGAAUGUCCAGGGUGCAACUGUGUAUUCAAUUAUGCACCACAUUUCACUGCUCAUAUAGUAUCUCACUUCAAGGCUGAAGCACUCAGAGGCUGUAAGAGGCUUCCCCUUGGUCAGCCAGGAGACAAUGAGGCCAAGAAGAAAAAAGAGGAUGCCAAUGCUGAAGGAGACGCUAUGGAGGACUCUGUUGGUCCAGCUCCAGGUGCCACUGCAUAAGGAGGAACCUCCAGGAACUCUCUAUGAGAGGCUAAUCUUAAAAAAGUUGUUCGUAGGACUAUUUCUGAAAAAUGAAGUGCACUAGUGUGCUUAGGAUCUUGGGAACUAAAUAAAACCUCUCUUUUUCAUAUAUGAAAUCUUGUGCUUGUUCUUUAAUGUUUGGCUUUCUUUUCAUUUCAUACCAGUAAGAUAUUUCUCUG